Pistacia vera is the source of this 4839-nucleotide messenger RNA. RefSeq lists its product as uncharacterized. NCBI's taxonomy places the organism in Eukaryota, Viridiplantae, Streptophyta, Magnoliopsida, Sapindales, Anacardiaceae. The transcript is spliced from 3 exons. Gene Ontology annotation, molecular function: serine-type endopeptidase activity. The record is from RefSeq and is a predicted model, not a curated record. Bases 41 to 4702 code for a protein of 1553 amino acids. Gene Ontology annotation, biological process: proteolysis.
UCAUUCAAACCCAAAGCCAAUUCUUCUUGUUAAAGAAACAAUGGGAUUUGUUAAUGGGGUUUCUUAUUUGUUUCUUUUGGUUUUGGCAUUGCUUCUAUUGGUUUUCCAUGCUAACUCAAGUUCAGUUGAGAGAUCAUCGUAUAUAGUCCAUAUGGACAAGUCCCACAUUCCCAAAACUUUCUCUAACCACCAUGACUGGUACUCCUCCAUCAUGGAUUCCCUCAAGUCUGUAAACACAGCUUUAUCCUCACCAUCUCUUAUAUACUCUUAUGACAAUGUUGCUCAUGGUUUCAGUGCAGUUUUAUCUCAAGAGGAACUUGAAACUUUAAAGAACUCGCCAAUUUUCAUCUCAGCUUACGCAGAUAAGACUGUAACACUUGAUACCACCCAUACCCUUGAAUUCCUCUCCCUAAAUACGGCCACCGGCCUUUGGCCCGCUUCAAAUUAUGGUGAAGAUGUCAUUGUUGGUGUCAUCGACACUGGUGUCUGGCCCGAGAGUGAUAGCUAUAAAGAUGAUGGCAUGAGCUCGGUUCCGGCCAGGUGGAAGGGAGAAUGUGAAGUUGGACAAGAGUUCAACUCCUCCCUGUGUAAUUCAAAGCUUAUAGGAGCUAGAUAUUUCAACAAGGGUAUUUUAGCAGCAAAUCCGAGGGCUAAUAUUAGCAUGAAUUCUACUAGAGACACCUUGGGGCAUGGGACACACACCUCAUCCACUGUUGCUGGGAAUUAUGUGAAUGAUGCUUCAUUCUUCGGCUAUGCUAAAGGUACUGCACGAGGUGUGGCGCCACGUGCCAGGGUGGCCAUGUACAAGGUCAUCUUUGAUGAAGGACGCUAUGCCUCUGAUGUUCUUGCUGGCAUGGACCAGGCCGUUGCUGAUGGUGUUGAUAUAAUUUCAAUAUCAAUGGGAUUCGAUGGAGUGCCAUUGUAUGAAGAUCCUAUUGCAAUAGCCUCAUUUGCUGCCAUGGAGAAGGGUGUGGUGGUCUCAUCUUCAGCAGGAAAUGCAGGGCCAUCUCUAGGGACCUUGCACAAUGGAAUUCCUUGGGUCUUGACUGUUGCAGCCGGCACAAUUGAUCGUUCAUUUGCUGGAACUUUAACUCUUGGGAAUGGACAAACCAUCAUCGGAUGGACCCUCUUUCCGGCUAAUGCUUUCGUUGAAAAUUUGCCGUUGGUUUACAACAAGACUUUCUCAGCAUGCAACUCAACACGAUUGUUAGCUAAAGCCCCAGUUGAUGUCAUCAUCUUAUGCGACAAAACGGAGUUUGUAUCUGAUCAAAUAGAUGCUAUCGGUGAUUCAAAGGUUCGAGGAGCUAUAUUCGUUUCAGAAGAUCCUCAAUUAUUAGAACUUGGUGGUAUGAGUUGUCCUGCUGUUAUGAUUAGCCCCAAGGAUGCACCGACUGUAAUCAACUAUGUUACAGCUGAUAAGAAAGCUUCAGCAAGCAUCAAGUUCCAACAAACCAUUCUGGGCACAAAGCCUGCCCCGGCUGCAGCUUUCUAUACUUCUAGAGGACCAUCACCCAGCUAUCCAGGCAUCUUAAAGCCAGAUGUAAUGGCACCAGGGUCAUUGGUUUUGGCUGCUUGGAUUCCAAAUGACUUUGUAGCACGAAUUGGUUCAAACGUACUCCUGUCUAAUGAGUUUAAUAUGAUCUCUGGGACAUCAAUGUCCUGCCCUCAUGCUUCUAGUGUGGCUGCACUCCUUAAAGGCGCGCACCCUGAAUGGAGUGCGGCUGCAAUUAGGUCUGCCAUGGUCACCACAGCUAACCCAUUGGAUAACACUCAAAAUCCAAUCCAAGACAACGGUCUUAGUAAUUUCACAUUUGCUUCACCUUUAGCCAUGGGAGCUGGCCAAGUUGAUCCUAAUCGAGCACUUGAUCCAGGCUUGAUUUAUGACGCUACCCCACAAGACUAUGCGGAUCUCCUAUGUUCUAUGAAUUACACCCCAAAGCAAAUUUUGGUGAUUACGAGAUCAAACAGUUACAACUGCUCAAAUCCCAAUUCUGAUCUUAAUUAUCCGUCUUUUAUUGUUUUAUACAAUAACAAAACUACAUCAUAUGUUGAGACAUUUCACAGGAUUGUGACAAAUGUGGGAGAUGGCGCUGCAACUUAUAAGGCCAGGGUCAGUGCUCCAAUGGGUUCUGUAGUUACGGUCUCACCAGAAACGUUGGUCUUCGAAAAGAUAUACGAGAAGCAGAGCUACAGCCUCACUAUAAAGUACGCCAAUGAUGAUGAACAAAACGUAUCAUUUGGUGCACUCGUUUGGGUUGAAGAAAACGGAAUGCACACUGUCAGGAGCCCGAUUGCUGUUUCACCCUUUGUGAGUGAUUACCAAUCUGCUCCACCCUUGGCUGAUGAAGCUGAGGAAUCCAAGUCAUCAGUCGUGUACGUGUUCCCUUUCUCUUCCAUGGCUACUCAUAAACUUGCCUUGUAUGUCUGGCUUUCCUUUACCUCUAUCUCACACCUCAUCUCCACAUUAGCAAAACCCGAUACUUAUAUUGUCUACAUGGACUUAUCGGCUAUGCCAAAAGCCUUCUCAGCCCAACAUCACUGGUACUCAGCCACUCUUCAAUCUGUCUCUACAACUGUUAGAGCUGACACCAAUCCCCCUAGCAAUGUUUUCUCCUCUUCCAAACUCCUCUACAGUUAUAAUCAUGUUAUCAAUGGUUUUAGUGCAAGUCUCACUUCUGCUGAGCUUGAGGUCUUGAAAACCUCUCCAGGCUAUAUUUCGUCCAUUAGAGACUUACCUGUUAAGCCAGACACAACGCAUUCAUCUCAGUUUCUUGGCCUUCAAUCGAAAUCAGGGCUAUGGCCACUAUCAAAAUAUGGCCAAGAUGUUAUAAUUGGCGUGGUGGACACAGGGGUUUGGCCAGAGAGCGAAAGCUUUAAUGACAGAGCAAUGACAGAAAUUCCAUCAAAAUGGAAAGGAGAAUGCGAGACUGGCACCCAGUUCAACUCCUCAUUGUGCAACAAGAAGCUAAUUGGAGCUCGAUUUUUCAACAGAGGCCUGAUUGCCAAAAAUCCCAAUGCCACCAUAUCCAUGAAUUCUACCCGCGACAUUGAUGGACAUGGGACUCACACGUCAUCCACAGCAGCUGGAAGUGUUGUUGAAGGUGUAUCAUACUUUGAUUAUGCCGCAGGAACUGCAAGUGGUAUGGCUCCACAGGCACGAGUGGCCAUGUACAAGGCCAUUUGGGCAGAAGGUGCUUUCACUUCUGACAUUAUUGCUGCGAUUGAUCAAGCAAUUAUUGAUGGCGUUGAUGUUUUGUCAAUGUCAUUGGGCUUGGAUGGGAUUCCUCUGUAUGAAGACCCCCUUGCCAUAGCCACAUUUGCAGCCAUUGAGAAGAAUAUUUUCGUCUCUACUUCUGCUGGAAACCAAGGGCCAUUCUUUGGGACCCUACACAAUGGCAUACCUUGGGUCCUAACCGUUGCUGCUGGUACAAUGGAUCGUGAAUUUGGCUCCAUUUUAACUCUAGGAAGUGGAGUUCAAGUCAAGGGCUCCUCUUUAUAUCCGGGGAAUGUGUCUUUAAGCCAAGUCCCUGUUGUUUUCAUGGAUGACUGUCUCAAUUUGACUGAAUUGAAGAAAGUUGGAAGAAAGAUUGUUGUGUGCCAAGACAAGAAUGAAUCCAUUAGCGACCAAGUAUAUAACAUUCAAACGGCUAAAGUCGCUGCAGGUGUCUUCAUAUCAGACAUCGAUAACUCGGAAUCCUUCUUGCAAAGCUCAUUUCCGGCAAUAUUCAUGAAUUCCAAAAAUGCUGACAUUAUCCUAAACUACAUAAAGAGCAACUCAGGCCCAAAAGCAAGUAUGGAGUUUCGAAAAACAGAUUUGGGAGGAAAACCAGCACCAACUGCAACUAGCUACAGCUCUAGAGGGCCAUCCCCGAGCUGCCCGUUUGUCUUGAAGCCUGACAUUAUGGCUCCUGGGGAUUUAGUGUUGGCUGCAUGGCCUUCAAAGACUGCAGUGACAGAGGUGAAUUCGGAGCUUCUGUUUAGUAAUUUCAAUUUGAUUUCAGGGACAUCCAUGUCGUGCCCACAUGCAGCAGGAAUAGCAGCACUUUUGAAAGGAGUACACCGGGAAUGGAGCCCUGCAGCCAUUCGAUCAGCCAUCAUGACCUCAUCAGAUUCCGUUGAUAACACAAAUGCUCCUAUUAAAGACAGUGGUAAACAUAACGAACCUGCCACUCCUCUAGCUAUGGGAGCUGGCCACAUCAAUCCCAACAAAGCAUUAGAACCCGGCCUUAUUUAUGAUGCAACAUUGGAAGAUUAUGUUAGUCUUCUUUGUGCAUUAAACUUCACCAUGAAGCAAAUUCAAACAAUCACAAGGUCAUCUUCUACCAAUUGUUCAGUGUCAUCUUUGGAUAUUAACUAUCCGUCUUUUAUUGCUUUCUUCAACGGAAAUGACUCAAAAUCCGAACCGAAGAGUACAGUGCAAUUUAAAAGAACAGUGACCAAUGUUGGAGAGGGAACAUCAACUUACCUCGCUACUGUAACAGCAAUGAAAGGGUUUAAAGUGAGUGUCACUCCCGAUAAGUUGAUUUUCAAAGGAAAAAAUGAGAAGCAAAGCUACAAGCUGGUAAUAGAAGGUCCAAAACUGAUGGAAGAAGAGGUAGCUUUUGGUUAUCUGACAUGGACUGAGACUGGAGGUCAACAUGUGGUAAAAAGUCCUAUCGUAGUCACAAGACUGAGCACAGACAACACAGAGGAGCUUUCGUAGGAAGAAGAAGAUUAAUUAAAGAUUAUAUACAUUAAAAAAUAGUUGGUGAUGAAGCUUGGAGAUGCUUGCUACUAAUUAUUUGGAUAGGGUUAUAUAUGUGGUGUUGUUGAUUGUAUCCAUUUUAAAAACAAUUAUAA